AUUACAGAGAAGAGGAAACGCGUUUCGGUUUCGUGCGGAGGAAGGAUGGAUUUGCUAUAAAUAAAGCGCUCGGUUUUAACGAUGUGAUAGAACCGGAUUGUAGAAACGAUGUAAGUUAGAAGAUGUGUGCGAACUGGGAUUCAGGACAAUAAAUGUCAAUAUUUCCAUCUCCGUAAACGUGUCGUUUCCAAACACGCAGGAAAAUACAGAUUUAAGAUCUGCAUGACAUUACUGUGAAGAUGGAGUUUAUUAAAGAGGAGAGUGAUGCAGAGACACACAGAGAGACUGAGGAGCAGAGAGAGCCGAUGCAAGAGAAAGAAGAAAGCCGAGUGAACGACGAGGAGGAGAAACAUCUGAUUCAGGAAGCUGGAGAGAAAUCUUGUAGUCGCUCAGAAAUGAAAAAGAAGGUCUCGCAAGAAGCCAGUAAUUCAUUCGUCUGCCCCGCGUGUGGGAAGAGUUUCACGCAUAAAGGACACUUCAACGAACACGUCAAGAUCCACUCCGGAGUCAAGCCCUUCAGCUGCCCUCACUGUCAGAAGAGCUUCACCUGUAAAGGACACCUGAAGCGCCACGUUCGCAUCCACACCGGAGAGAGACCGUACGCUUGCACCCAGUGCGGGAAGAGCUUCAAGUGCGCCACCAACCUCAAAGACCACCAGCGCUCGCACUCGGGAGAACGGGCCUUCAGAUGUGAGCAGUGCGGGAAAAACUUCAUUCUGGCGUCCAACCUGAAGGCCCACCUGAAAAUCCACACGAACGAGAAGCCGUAUGUGUGCGCCGUGUGCGGGAAGGGCUUUCUGCGGCUGGGCUGUUUUAACGAUCAUCAGAAGAUCCACACGGGCGAGAGAGCCCAUGUGCUUCGAGUGCGGAGACACCUUCACCAGAUCCAGCGCUCUGAAGCAGCACCAGAAGAUCCACAGCGGAGAGAAACCCUACACGUGCUCGCACUGCGGGAAGGGCUUCACUCACUCGGGAGCGCUGAAGAGACACGAGCGCGUGCACACCGGAGAGAGACCCUACCACUGCACCGCCUGCGGGAGGAGAUUCACUCAGUCCAGCGAUCUGCAGAAUCACAUUAAGAAGCCUUGUCCCAUGCUGUCACACGCUGUAAACACGGAGAAGCUGUGCUGAAUGAGCUGUUCGUCUCUAGAGGGACUAGAUACAGUUUGUGCUUGAUAGACGCUGCAAACUGAAGGAGAAUCUUACAGUACACAACCAAACAGUGUCAUUAAUUCUGUUACUAACAUUCAAAUCAUCACUGAAGUACUGAGAUGAGAUAGAAACACUGAUGUCUACAGUGGCAAUCAAAAUACAGCAAAUCUCUUUUGAAAGUGAUGUGAUGCUUCAAAUAAAGAUUGUGUGGAUUACACUGUUACUCCAGUAGGUGGCGACAAGUGACUGGGCAAAACUGUGUUUGUCUUUGAAUCAUUCUGUAUUGAGGUUCCUUCAUAAAACUGAUUUCUUCCAAUAAUGAAACAAGUGAAGUCUUUAUGAGUGAGUCAUUGAAUCAUUCAUUCAAGAGAUUCAUUCAAAAACACUGAUUCAUCCAGUAAUGAAG
Molecule: messenger RNA, 1558 nt
Organism: Cyprinus carpio (common carp)
Lineage: Eukaryota; Metazoa; Chordata; Actinopteri; Cypriniformes; Cyprinidae
Biological process (GO): regulation of transcription by RNA polymerase II
Cellular component (GO): nucleus
Molecular function (GO): DNA-binding transcription factor activity, RNA polymerase II-specific; RNA polymerase II cis-regulatory region sequence-specific DNA binding
Source: RefSeq, a predicted model, not a curated record